Messenger RNA from Trichoplusia ni (cabbage looper), 4340 nucleotides. RefSeq lists its product as uncharacterized. The record is from RefSeq and is a predicted model, not a curated record. NCBI's taxonomy places the organism in Eukaryota, Metazoa, Arthropoda, Insecta, Lepidoptera, Noctuidae.
AACUGACGAGUGUAGUGCUUGAACAUGGAUCUCCCUGACUGCCCCCCGGGGGCUGAGGGCUAUGAAGACACAGUCACUGAAGUGCCAAAAAAACCUGAGAUAGAGGAUCCCCCCUGUACUAAGGCGGAGCUAGAGUUCCAAGAGCACCUGAACAGUUUGAAGAUCCGGAUAAUCGAAGAUGGCAGCAUGCGGUGCAUGGUGGAGCGGCGCGCGCGGGACUUGGCGGGGAAGUGGAUCUACCUGUGCUACCCCUGCGCCGCCAUGUGCAGCGGGGAGACCGUACUGCAGGGUCAUUUAUCGGGGAAAAAGCACAAGGCUAAGCUGUCAUUGCGCAAUGAAUGGCCAGUGGCGAUUUAUAAUGAUCACCCAUUUCAUCAAUUGACCACCGUCAAGGCCGGUGUGAAGCGACCCGUGGAGGAAAAUGAAAUGUUCGCUAAGUACACCAAUGUGAUUUGCCACAUACAAGAAUCUCUUGAUACCGUCAAGGCGCCGCUGAUCGGCGUGGAGUACCUGAUCGAGCACCCGCCGGAGCAGGACCACUACGAGCCCACCUACAUGUGCACGCUCUGCGUCAAGCAGGGCCACCCACGCACCAUCAUCAACCAUAUGACGUGCUUCUGGCAUCGCUACAACUAUCUGCUACGGCACUUCCCGUCAGCAUGCGCUUUGCUGACUCCGUUCCGCGCUCAGGCGAAGUACCGCGAGGGAGUCGGCGUCAUUAUGAACCGGCUCGCGCAACGCAUAGAAGACAAAUAUGGACGCAAGCGACCCAUUAACAUUGAGAAGGAGGAAUAUGAGAAGAACAAAGACCUCAUCCACCAGUGGAUUUUCAGAGGCCAUCACUUCUCUGAAAAAGAUGGUUCGACAUUCGAAGAGGUCGUUGACAUCGGACUUAUUGACUCCUUGCACAAGGCCGACGAUGAAGUCAAAUACAACAAUGUGGUGAAAAGCGCUGAUGAGAGAAAGAGGCGCGAUAGAGAAAAGGAGCUGUCACCACCGACCGUGGCCGCGCCAGCGAAGCCGCUAUUCAAUAGUUUCUCGGUAAGACAGCGGCCGGCGGGGCGGCAGGAGCGGCGCGCGGAGUCCGUGGAGUCGCUGUCCGACAUCAGCGACGAGGGGCCUGCCGAGCGGCGCGAGCCCGCCAGGCACGCGCAUAGCAAAGACAGGCACCACGAGCCCUAUCCAAAGCGCUAUGAGCCGUACCCGGACAAGCGACGUCUUGCCUCGCCUCCACACAACCGACAUUCACUACGCAAGUCACAAGAAAAGCAAAGAGCCCCCAACUACGAAUAUAAACUUAAACUCGCCGAGGAGAAACGCUUGACCGCGGAAGACAGCGCCAAGAAAACCUUAGCCUACCAUGAAAAGAAUCCAGAAAAGCAUCCCUUGUACCCCGAAGAGUGGAAGAAAUUUUGGAACAGACGUUACAAAGAGAUACAGGCCGAGGGUAAGGAUCCGUCAAAGCACGACUUCAAGCCAGAAUGGAUAGUAUUCUGGACCGCGCGCAUGAAAGACCUGCACGAGGAAGAGUUACGCGUGCAGGUGAACGAGAUCUACCGCAAGAUGUGCCUGUCUCCGCCCGACAUGAGCAAGCGGCCGCUGGAGCGCGCGGGCGACCGCCGCCGCUCCGCCGACCGCCGCCGCCCCGACAGGCACGCCCGCCCGCGCGCGUCCGACUCCGACUACAAGCGGGACCGCCGGAGAUCUCCUCCUCACCACGUGCGACGCUCGCCUGGCCGCUCAGACCGGCGCCGCUCGCCGGCUCGCCACAAGCGCUCACGGUCUAGGAGUCCGAUCCGCAGACGCAGCCCGGCUCGCACGCACAUCGCGCUGGAGUCGCUCCGGCGCAGCAGCCGCAGCCCGCUGUCCAAGCGCGAGGGCCAGCCGCGCAACCGCAGCCCCGAGCACUCGCGCAGCCUGGCGCCCUCCAUGCAGACCGUGCUCAUCUCUGAUGACGAACUCAAACCCGAUGACGGGCUAUCUCCUUGGAAUUCUGACAACGACAUCGAGUCUGUGCUGUCGGGCCCGAGCGCGGCGUCGCAGAGCGGUCGGUCCGCGCCCCCGCGCCGCGCGCCGCCGCCGCCCUCGCCCGGCGCCUCUCCCGACGACGUGGUGGCCACGCUGCGCCUGCUCGUGGCGCUCGAGGACUACCUGGGCAGCCUGGGCCCGCGCGUCGUGGACUUGCUCGCCGACGCCCUCAAGAUGGAGAAGGAGCGCGCGAACUCGUCGGAGGAGCUGCUGGAGCGCGAGGCGGCGCUGGUGCUGCUGGAGACGGCGAAGGAGAAGCUGAAGGGCGCGGCGCAGGCGGGGCUGGUGGCGCCCGGCGCGGCCGCCGCCGUGCGCGCCGCCGUCGUGCGGGUCGCCGCCACGCUGCACGAGGCCGACAAGCGCCUCUCGCGCAGGAAGCAGGAGAGUUCCGCCACCGCAGCAAAACCAGCGGCAGUCCCAGUGGCCGGAGUAGGAGAGGUGGACCGCGCGCAGAUAGCACAACAAAUGGCAGCUGCGCUCAUAGCUCAGGGCAAGACCGACGUGUCCUCAGAAGAGUUAGCCCAACUUGUCGACGCUGUAGUCGGUAUGGCCGAGGCUAAGAAACGAGAGACCGAGAAGAAGAAGGAUCAGCAAACGCCCGCCGCGCCGGCAGCACCUGUGGCCACCAAGCUCAGCGGGACGGCGUCUGCGCUGCAGAUGCUGCAGUCUGCCUAUGAUGAGAACGAUAAAAAAACGGAAAAAGAUGACGUCCCAGACGCGAUGGACGGCCUCUCGGACUCGGACCUCGAGACUUUACUGAAGAACUUCAACGAGUUGUCAGCGGAGGAGCAGCACAGCCUCAUCGCUUACCUGAAGAAGCUGGAGGCGAAGGAACCGCAGCGCGUGGAGCGGCUGCGCCAGUACGUGAGCGACGCGGCCGCCACCGCGCCCCCCGCCGCGCCCCCCGCGCCCAGCGCGCCCCCCGCCGCCCCCGCGCCCGCGCCCGCCGCGCCGCUCGUGCUCGACAGCGACGACGACGACUACACUGUAGAGGAGGUAUUCCAAUCAGCUACUCAGAAAGUCAAAGAAGAUCAAAUACGUCAGGAAAUGGAAAUAGUUAAAAAAUCUCUAGAGGAAGUGAAACCGCCGGAUAACCACCCGACUACGCUGGAGAGUUCUCUCGCAGAUAUUACCAAGAACUUAUCCUCGGCUACGGACCUAUUCGCUUUGGUUCAAGCUAGCUUAAAAUCUACCCCAACCGCGUCACACGCGCCCCUGACACAGUCACCUGGUGUCGUGGUCAGCACCAUACAGCCGAGAUCAUUCGGAGAUCUGUCAGAAGCGCCCGCAGCCAUGCAACAACCCAUGAUGUCACUCUUACAAAACGCACCCAUGCAGGCUGCGCCAAUACAAACUGUGCCAGUAUUACCCUCACCACCACAGAAUAUACCAAUGACGCCCGCUUCGCUCAUCGCACAGAAUCUGCCAGUAGGGCCGACACUGCUGAUGACACCGAAUCAAACACAGUUACCACAAAAUCCAAACUCAUUCCAUAACCAACAAGGAGCUUUGUUACGACCACCCAUACGUCACCAAGCGGUGCCGCAGCAACAACUUUACCAACAACAACACUUCCAGCCGCAGGGACAGCUGCAACAUCAACAUCAGCAACAGCAACAACAGCACCAGCAUCAACAACAGCAUCCCCAACAACAACACCAGCAGCACCAGCAACAACAACAUCAACACCAACAGCACCAGCAACAACAACACCAGCAGCACCAGCAACAACAGCACCAGCAACAACAACACCAACAGCACCAGCAACAACAUCAACAGCAACAACAAUACAAGCCAGCACAAAAUCAACAGCAAUAUCAUAAUCAGCAACAACAAGACCAUUACCAACAUAAUAAUUUUAAUGAUAACAGGAACAAGCCCAAUGAUCAUCAUCAACCAUGGAACCAACGAAACAACAAUAUGUCAGACAACCGAGGGCCUUCUAUCAGGGGAACUGGUCCUAAUAUCCCCCCCUUUAACCAGGGUCCAAGAAACAACUUCAUGAACGGAAGAGAACAAGAUAACUAUGACACGCGACCUCAGAUUAUGAACAACCAGUUUGGUGGUUUUGAUAACCAGCAUAACAACUUUAGAGGUCGAGGUCGCGGCCACCCAGGAGGCAUGCGGGGCCGCGGCCGAGGGUACUACUGACCCUUAGACCUUAUUCAACUAAUAUUUUAUCAAGAUUUAAUCCAUUGCGUUCGCAUGUAGCUGUAAUUUUAUUUUUAGCAUUUGUAAAAAGUAAACCUCACAUGUAUUUGUAUACAGUACAGGACUUUAUUACGGUCUUAAUAAAAUAAUUAUCUUUAAAA